Alternaria atra is the source of this 690-nucleotide messenger RNA. RefSeq lists its product as uncharacterized. NCBI's taxonomy places the organism in Eukaryota, Fungi, Ascomycota, Dothideomycetes, Pleosporales, Pleosporaceae. The transcript has a single exon. The record is from RefSeq and is a predicted model, not a curated record. Bases 1 to 690 code for a protein of 229 amino acids. Gene Ontology annotation, cellular component: membrane.
AUGACGGCAAUCGUAUGCUUCAUCUGGCUGCGCGAGCCAUUUACCUGGAAAGAAGCGCUAUGCAGCUUCAUCGCUUUCUGCGGCGUUCUCUUCGUCGCGAGACCACCGUGGCUCUUUCCCUCUUCGCAUAUGAACCCGAUAGCCGAAGACUCGGACGGAAAAGUAACGUUACCUUCGAUAACGGCCGAACAACGGACAUUGGCGAUCCUCAUUGCUAUUCUAGGCACUUUUGGAGCAAGCACUGCGUACGCUACUAUCCGCGUGAUAGGCAAGCGUGCACACUCGCUGAUCUCGGUGAAUUACUUCUCGCUCAUCGCAACGAUCGCCUCUUUUCUGCUCAUCUUGGUUCACCCUUCAUUGCAUUUCGUCAUGCCCAAGACGCUCGGCCAAUGGGGGUUAAUCGCGAUCAUCGGGCUCUUUGGGUUUCUGUUGCAGUUUCUGCUCACGGAAGGACUGCAAAGAGAAAAGGGCGGAAGGGCAACAAAUCUGACCUACUUACAACUGGUAUUCGCGCUUGUAGUCGAAAAGUUGAUUUGGGGAACUACGCCGCCCAUCGAGAGCUUAGUAGGUGCAGUGCUUAUCAUUGGAGCGGCGAUUGCGGUCAGUCUUCAGAAGGCGGGUGGAAAGGAGGGUAAAAAGAUCGAGGUUGCUAACGAUGAGGAGAGGAGGCUAUUGGAAGAGGAAAACUAA